UAUAAUGUUUUUAUUAGUGCUAAGUUUCAUAGGCUGUUUAGGAUUAAGUGGUGCACAGAUAUUACAGAAUGGACAAUGUGACCCGCAAAUACCACUUGUGCAAAAUUUCAAUUUGGAAAAUUUCGAAGGAAAAUGGUUCGUUCUCAGAAGAGCUGCAAAUCCAACAUUCAAAGGAGAUUGCGCGUCUUUAGAAAUUACACAAAACAGUACCGCCAUAAAUUUGUACAACAGAGUUGUUAACGAGAACUUUCUAGAAGAAGUGAGAGGCACAGCUACCGUAGAAAGUGGAACAGCGAAAUUUACUAUCACAGCUGGUUCUGAGACACUCGACUUUUGGAUCCUGAGGACAGAUUAUGAAAACUUCGCACUUGCUUACUCGUGUGUGAAUCAAGGACCAAAUCAAAGGAAUGUAUACAUAUGGCAGCUUGGAAAACGAAACGUCUUUCCAAACGACUUGAUGGAGGGACUAAUGAACCAAACUCUAAUCACAGUCGUGGAUAUCGUCCUAGAAGACUUGAUUCCAGUUGAUCAUUCAGAGACCGCAUGCACAACACUAUCCGAAAUACCUCCAGGGCAACCUAUCAUUUUUCCAGGACAAUGUAACGCUAAUAUGGCUGUGGUCGAGCAAUUUGAUGUUGCACGGUUUAUGGGAGUAUGGCAUCAGGUUUCAAGUUACUACUCUGCUAACGCACUUGGCACUUGCAAUAGAGCUGAAUACACACUGUCUGGUGGCCUCGUGAAUGUUGUAAACAGUCAGGUCGUUAACGAGAGAUUAGAUACUAUAAGUGGAACUGCACAACUGAACAGCACAGACAAUAGCGCGAGGCUUUUGGUCACAUUAGAAGUAACUCCUGGAGUAAUCGUGGAUAGCCCGUUAUGGAUACUAGCGACCGACUACACGAGCUACGCAAUUUCCUAUACCUGUAUCGACCUCCCAAACAAUCAAAGAAGAGUGAACGCAUGGGUGGUGAGUCGCUCCAGAGAGCUGACCCCGGCUGCUGAACUCGCUGUAAACCGAGUAAUAAGAUCGGAACUGGAUCUGAACAAUCGUUACUUCAACAAAGCUGAUCAAAGUAACGCUGGUUGCUUCUUCUUCCCCGAACCGGACGCGAACAGACCAGUGACAUUCCGCGGUCAGUGCGAUGAAAGCAUUCCGGCUAUGCCUGCGUUUGAUCCUGUUAGGUACAUGGGUCUCUGGCACAACAUCGAGUCUUACCCGUCAUUAUUUCAACCCGGCACUUGCAAUAACGCACUAUACACUUUAAAUGAUGGCAUCGUCGACGUCUUCAACACUCAAGUGAUCAACCAAAGGCUGGACACAAUCAAUGGUGUCGCAACACUCGCCUCGACUGACGGAUCCGCUAAGCUGAUUGUUAGCUUCCCUAUUGCUGGUACCAAUCUGAACACUUCGACCGACUACUGGGUGCUAGAUACUGAUUACUCAUCUUAUGCCUUAGUAUACACCUGCUUUAACAUAAAUAAUGACGAAAAACAAGUUAUGAGCUGGAAAUUAAGCAGAACGAAGCAAUUAUCGAGCACUGCUAACGCAACAAUAAAUAAUAUUAUAUCCACAAUACGUGUGUUAGACCAACGGUAUUAUGUUGAUAAUGACCAAAGUACAUCUGGCUGCUUCUACUACCCCGAACCCCAGCCAGAAGUUCCUGUAGUGUUCCCUGGACAAUGCGAGAAUACUAUUCAAGCUACUAGUAACUUCAAUUUAACACGGUUCCAAGGAACGUGGUACGAAGUCCAAGCCUACCCCAAGGAACAGCAGCCGGGGCAGUGCAUUUACCAUACCUUCACUACCUCCAGUAAUAAUGGCUUCAGCCUCAUGACAUCUAGUGUCAACGAUCAAUUCUUACAAAUCAGCAACAGCAACGUGCUUCUCGCUAGUAAUGAUGGUAGCGCCAGAAUGACAAUUACCAUCAGAGUAAAUAAUCAAGAUAUAGUCAUCCCGUACUGGAUCUUGGACACUGACUACGAAAAUUACGCUUUGGCUUACAGCUGCGUUAAUGUUAAUCAAGAUUUUAGAGCAGUCUACAGUUGGAAACUCAGUAGAACGAAACAACUAUCGCAAGAAUCAAACGUUACGAUAAGCAAUACUAUUUCGAGAGUAACCGUUCUGGAGGAGAGAUAUUACGAAGAUGUUGACCAAUCAAGCACUGCCUGCUUCUAUUUACCAGAAUUGCCUCCUGGCGAACCCGUCAUAUUAAACGGCCAAUGCGACCAAAACAUUCCAGUCGUGCAAAGAUUUAACGCAUCUGCCUACCUUGGACGUUGGCGCCUCAUUGAAAGCUACGCGAGCGACUUCCAAAAUGGAUCAUGCAAUGACGCAACAUACACCUUAUCAACGGACGGUACUGUGCUGGUUUACAACACGCAAGUUUUGAAUCAGGAAUUAUAUACAAUCAAUGGUACAGCAGUUCUGGCUUCCAAUGACAACACCGGAAAACUCCUCGUCACCUUCCCUAACGCGCCUGGACCGAGCGAAUAUUGGAUCCUUGAUACUGACUACACAUCGUACUCUUUGGUUUAUAGCUGCCAAAAUAUCAACAAUCAACAAAGAAGAGUAUGGAGUUGGAAGUUAAGUCGUACGAGGGAAUUAACUCCAACAGCAAUUCAGAAUAUGAAUCGCAUUAUAAGCACCGUCGAAGUUCUGAACAACCGAUACUACACAGCAAUAAGUCAUGCCGAUAACGACUGUUUCUAUUAUCCCAUCGCUAGUCCCAACACACCAGUCAUUUUCCGCGGCCAAUGUGAUACCAAUAUCAAUGUCGUUUCCAAUUUCGACGCCGUAAGAUAUGCGGGCUUAUGGCACGAUACUGCAUCUUAUCCAACGAGAUUCCAAGAAGGCACUUGCAACAACGCCUUCUAUACAUUGGUCGACGGUGCCGUGGAUGUGUUCAAUACACAAGUCAUUAAUCAAAGGCUUGACACUAUGCGAGGAUCUGCCAGACUAGCAACGACUGAUGGAAGUGCUAAACUCAUAGUUAGCUUCCCUAUUGCUGGCACUGACAUGCAAACUGAAACUCCGUAUUGGGUUCUUGCUACGGAUUACGCAUCGUAUGCGCUUGUAUACACCUGCGUCAACUUAAACGAUGAAUACCGUCAAGUUUGGUCUUGGAAGCUAAGUAGAACAAAGACUUUGGCACCGAAUGCAGUGACUGCUAUCAAUAAUGUCGUCAACACCAUCCCAGUGCUUGACAACCGCUAUUAUGAAUCGAAAGACCAAAGCAGAGAAGGUUGCUUCUACUAUCCGGAACCUCAGCCGGACGUGCCAGUCGUAUUCCCUGGCCAGUGCGAUUUGACUAUACCAGCUAUAGCCAACUUUAACAUGACAGCGUUCCAAGGCAAUUGGUACGAAAUUGAAGCGUAUCCAAAAGAUCAGCAAACUGGACAAUGCAUCAACCACCAGUACUCCUCGCCCGCUAACAAUAUCAUGGAUCUGGUCUCAUCUAGCAUCUUGAACCAAAUUCUUGGCGUUACCAACAGUAGAGUGACGUUCACAUCGGCUCAAGACUCCAGCGGAAGAUUGACUAUCACACUAACAUCUGGUGGAUCAGUCAUUACUAUACCAUUCUGGAUCCUCAGUACGGAUUACACCAGCUAUGCCUUGGCGUACAGCUGUGUUAAUCUAAACGACGAUUUCACUGCAGUAUACAGCUGGAAGCUCAGCAGAACUAAACAGCUAACUGCUGCAGCUAAUAACUCAAUCAACAGUGUUAUUGCUAAUGUAGUCGUGCUGGACAAUAGAUACUAUGAAAGAAUUGACCAAUCAGAUGAAGCUUGCUUCUAUCUUCCUGAUGCGGUACCCAAUCAGCCAGUAGAGUUUGAAGGUCAAUGUGACGAGAACAUUAGUGUAGUACAAGCCUUUAACGCUACUAGAUACCUAGGAAGAUGGCGUCUAAUCGAAAGCUACCCAGAACCAUCUCAAGUGGGUGAAUGUAACGACGCCACGUACAGUCUCAGUGCAGAUGGCUCCACCGUGGACGUCUACAACACGCAAGUUAGGAACCAACAGCUCGAUACUAUUAACGGCACUGCUGUUGUAGCUUCAAAUGAUGGUAGCGCUAAGCUAUUAGUAUAUUUCCCUGGAACGGCCACUCCAGCUCCCUACUGGGUCUUAGAUACGGAUUACGACUCCUUCGCGCUAGUUUACAGCUGCAGAAACUUAGACAACAACAGACGCAGAGUAACAAGCUGGAAACUCAGUCGAUCAUCACAACUAACAGCUAACGCAGUGGAGAGGAUUAACCAAGUCGUCAACAGAAUCAAUGUCCUGAACAGUCGUUACUACGCGCAAGUCGACCAGUCCGACGCCGCAUGCUUCUACUAUCCCUCUCCUGGUGUUGGACCUGUCAUCUUCCGGGGACAGUGUGACGAAAAUAUUCCGGUGGUUACAAACUUCAAUCCUGUGGCAUAUAGCGGCUUGUGGCAUGACACCGCUUCUUAUCCAACACAGUUCCAAGAGGGCACGUGCAACAACGCCCUGUACACACUUGUAGAUGGUACUGUGGACGUAUUCAACACUCAGGUCAUAAACCAAAGGUUGGACACUAUGCGCGGAGUUGCCAGACUGGCGACAACCGAUGGAACCGCGAAACUUAUAGUUAGCUUCCCCAUUGCUGGUACACAACAAACCACCGAAACACCCUAUUGGGUACUCGCUACGGACUAUCAGUCGUACUCCCUCGUGUACACGUGUGUCAAUAUUAACUCGGAACAACGACAAGUUUGGUCUUGGAAGCUAAGUAGAACAAAGACUUUGGCACCGAAUGCAGUGACUGCUAUCAAUAAUGUCGUCAACACCAUCCCAGUGCUCGACAACCGUUAUUAUGAAUCGAAAGACCAAAGCAGAGAAGGUUGCUUCUACUAUCCGGAACCUCAGCCGGACGUGCCAGUCGUAUUCCCUGGCCAGUGCGAUUUGACUAUACCAGCUAUAGCCAACUUUAAUAUGACAGCGUUCCAAGGCAAUUGGUACGAAAUUGAAGCGUAUCCAAAGGAUCAGCAAACCGGUCAAUGCGUCAACCACCAGUACUCCUUGAGCUCCAAUAACAUCUUAGAUCUGGUCUCUUCUAGCGUCAGUAAUCAAAUUCUCGGCAUUACCAACAGCAGAGUGACUUUUACCUCGGCUCAAGAUUCUAGUGGAAGGUUGACCAUUACCCUUACUUCUGGUGGAUCAGUCAUUACUAUACCAUUCUGGAUCUUAAAUACGGAUUACACCAGCUAUGCCUUAGCGUACAGCUGUGUUAAUCUUAAUAAUGAUUUCAUUGGAGUAUACAGCUGGAAACUUAGCAGAACUAAACAACUAACUGAUGCAGCGAAUGAUGCAAUAAACAACGCUAUCGCUAAUAUAGUCGUACUAAAUAACACAUACUACGAACAAAUUGACCAAUCAAACGAAGCUUGCUUCUAUCUCCCUGAAGCAGUACCCAAUCAGCCCGUUGAGUUUGUUGGUCAAUGCGACGAGACGAUACCUGCAAUGCCAAACUUUAUACCAGCAAGAUAUCUAGGAAAAUGGCGUUUGAUCGAAAGCUACCCAGAACAAUUCCAAUCAGGUGAAUGUAACGACGCAACUUAUACUCUCAAUGCGGAUGGCGCCACAGUGGACGUCUACAACACGCAAGUUAUAAAUCAACAACUCGAUACCAUCAAUGGAAGAGCUGUUGUAGCUUCUACUGACGGCAGCGCUAAGCUAUCGGUAACAUUCCCUGACAGCCUCGAACCAGCUCCAUACUGGGUUUUAGAUACAGAUUAUGACUCCUUCGCAUUAGUAUACAGCUGCAGAAACUUAGCCAACAACCGGCGCAGAGUUACUAGCUGGAAACUCAGUCGAACAUCCCAACUAACAGCUAACGCAGUGGAUAGGAUUAAUCAAGUUGUCAACAGGAUCAAUGUCCUGAACAGUCGUUAUUACGCGCGUGUUGACCAGUCCGACGCCGCUUGCUUCUAUUAUCCUACUCCUGGUCUUAGUACACCUAUCUUCCGGGGACAGUGUGACGAAAAUAUUCCAGUUGUUAACAAUUUCGAUGCUGCUUCAUACUUGGGCUUGUGGCAUAACAUCCAAUCCUAUCCAAGUCAAUUCCAAGGCGGCUCAUGUAACAAUGCGUAUUACUCCCUUGGUGAUGGAGUGGUUGAUGUUUUCAACACUCAAGUCGUCAAUCAGUCCCUUGACACUAUGACUGGAGUUGCAGUCUUCGCAACCACACCAAACAUUGGCAAACUAAUUGUCAGCUUCCCCGUAGCCGGAACCAAUUUUACAACAGAAACACCAUACUGGGUCCUCGCCACCGACUUUAAUAGUUACUCACUCGUAUACACUUGUGUCAACAUUGAUCCAGAUUAUCGAAUGGUUUGGUCCUGGAAGCUAAGUAGGACAAAACAAUUGACGGCGGCCGCAGCAACAGCAAUUAAUGCAGUAACAAAUGCCAUACCAGUUCUGGACGAGAGAUACUAUAAUCCGAACGACCAAACUGAUCAGGGCUGUUUCUACUAUCCAGAACCUCAACCAGGGAAACCAGUAGUAUACCCUGGACAAUGUGACCAAAAUAUACAAGCUAUACCCAACUUUAACAUGACUGCAUUCCAAGGCACUUGGUAUGAAAUAUCGGCGUAUCCAAAGGAGCCACAAAGUGGACAAUGUAUCAAUCACGUCUAUUCCCUGGACUCUUCAAACAGCUUGAAUCUUGUGUCUUCUAAUGUCAUAGACCAAAUCUUUGGAGUCACUAACAGCAGAGUGACCUUCGCCUCAGCUCAAGACUCGAGUGGACGAUUGUCUAUCACACUUACAUCUGGCGGAUCUAAUAUCGUAAUACCAUUCUGGAUUUUGGACACUGAUUAUACUGACUACGCAUUGGCUUACAGCUGUGUCAACAACGUCCAGUCUAACUCUAGAGCAGUUUACAGUUGGAAAUUAAGUAAAUCAAAAACCUUAUCGGCUGCUGGAAAUAUCGCAAUCGAUGACAAAAUAGCCCAAAUCGAUGUUCUCGAUGAGAGGUACUAUGAAAGCAUCGACCAAUCAGAUAGAGCGUGCUUCUUUUUACCGGAUGUGAGGCCUGGCGAACCCGUAGUGUUUAAUGGACAGUGUGAUCCAAAUAUUCCCGUUGUCCAAAACUUCAGACCGGAUGCGUACACCGGCCGUUGGCGUAUGAUUGAAACUUACACAUCGGACUUCCAAAGCGUCCAAGGUUCCUGUAUUGACGCCACCUACACCCUCACCCCCGCUGGCACAGUAGACGUCUAUAACACACAAGUUAUUAAUCAGGCACUAGACACUAUCACCGGUAACGCGACUUUGGCUACGACAGACGGCAGUGCAAAAUUGCUGGUUAAUUUCCCUACCACUACGCAAUCGUCUGAUUAUUGGGUCCUCGACACUGACUACACCUCAUUCGCUUUCGUCUACAGCUGCCGCAACAUCAAUCCACAGCAACGUAGAGUCUGGAGUUGGAAACUAAGUCGCACAAGAGAGCUGUCGGCCGUCGCCACACAACGGAUCAACCAAGUGAUCAGCACAAUCGACGUAUUGAAUGAACGCUAUUACAAUAGGAUCGAUCAUUCUGAUAAUGGCUGUUUCUACUUCCCCACGGCCGAUGGAAACCCGGUGGUUUUCAGAGGACAGUGUGAUGAAAACAUUCCAGUUGUCACCAACUUUAACGCCGCUUUGUAUAUGAACACGUGGUAUGACAUAGAGAGCUACCCUGUCCAGUUCCAAGAUGGCACAUGUCCGACAGCCACAUACACGUUGACUUCCACCGGGGUCGAGGUCUUCAACACACAGGUCGUUGGACAGCAGCUCGACACAAUCGAAGGAUUCGCAGUACCCGCUACAACUGAUAAUUCUGCCAAAUUAAAUGUCUCUUUCCCUAUCGCUGGCACCGAUCUUACAACAUAUUCACCAUACUGGGUUUUGGCUACCGACUACACUAACUAUGCUUUUGUAUACUCUUGCGUCAAUAUUAAUGAAGAGUAUCGUAGAGUGGGCAGCUGGAAAUUAAGUAGAACAAAAUCCCUAACUCCGGCAUCGAGUACCGCAAUCAACAAUGUCAUCAACACUAUACCGGUUCUCAGACAAGAUUAUUACCUCACGAGAGGUCACACGGACGAAAAUUGCUUCUACUACCCCGACAAUAACGGUGGUCCGGUAGUUCAGGACGGACAGUGUGAUUUCAGCAAUUUGAAUAUCGUAACUACCUUCAAUUCUAACGCAUUCUCAGGACCUUGGUACGAAAUAUCUAGGUAUCCCUCAGAACUACAGGAAGGUGAAUGCGUUACCAACGAAUUCAAUACAAUCAACCAGGAAUUCCGUUUAACUCAAAGAAUUGUAAAUAAUGAACGAGAAAGCACUUAUUCCGGACCCGUAACACUGUCGAAUGAUGGACGAGGAGUUCUUACUGUGAAUCUUACAAACGAUGAAGGAGAUACCUUCGAAACGACGCUAUACGUAUUGGACGUAGACUACACUGAUUACGCCUUAUUAUACGGUUGUAGAAACAUCAACAAUACAAAUAAACAAGUGUACAGUUGGAAGCUCAGCAGAGCUCAGAGCGGACUCUCAACAAAUGCUAACAACAGAAUAAACCAAAUAGUGUCAACAACACGUGAACUCUUCGAAAAUUACUACGAUGAAACCGACCAGACGCUCUCGGGUUGUUUCUACUACCCCGUGUUCACUGAACCGCCAGCAAAUAUCGAAUUGCUGGGACCAUGUGACCAAACAAUCAGAGCCAAAGCUAACUUCAAUGUUACAGCUUAUCUCGGCAAAUGGUACGAAAUAUCCAGCUACCCUCAACCCUUCCAAAGUGGGGAAUGCGCGCGCGCACAAUACAGCACCGGUACUGGAGCAACCGUAAACGUCUUCAACACUCAAGUCAUUAAUCGUAAACUUGAUGUACAAACUGCUACAGCUGUUGUAGCAUCUACGGACGGAAGUGGACUAUUGGAUGUCACAUUCGUCUUGGAUAAUGGAGUGACGAACGUAGUCAACUAUUAUGUACUCGAAACUGACUAUACCAGCUUCGCCCUCGUGUACAGCUGCCGUAGCUUACCAACUGGUAGACGACAAGUCACCAGCUGGAAGUUAUCUCGUAGUACAACUCUGCCAAGUCAAGCUGAACCCAUCAUCAACAACAUCAUCGAUAACACUCAAGGUCUCAAGAAUGAAUACUACUUAGCUACCAAUCAGUCUGAAGAAGCCUGUUUCUACAUCCCGGAUGUUAACAAGAAUGAAGCACCAUUGUUCAGAGGACAGUGUGGUGACAUACAAGGCGUACAAAACUUUGAUGUUCAAAAGUACCUUGGUUGGUGGCAUGAAAUCGAAAGCUACCCAACUGACAAUAACAAAGGAACCUGCGUCAGCUCACGAUUAGAACAAAUCGGAAACGAAUACCAGAUUACCGAUACCAAUGUUUUCGAUUUAAAUGCUCAAGUCAAUACCAGCACAGUAACAGUAAGCACUAAUGGAAGAAUAAGAAAAAGUUACAGCAACGGUGAAGUUAUUGAUAUGUGGGUGUUGGCAACUGAUUACGAAACAUAUUCGCUCCUUUACUCUUGUGAAAACGUGGACAGUCAAUAUAGACGCGUAUGGAGUGCGAAACACAGCAAAACUCGGACACUCUCUGAAAAUGCCCAAAACGCUAUGAAUUCUGUUAUCGAGGCUACUGAAACCCUUGAGGCCCAAUUCUACCAGCCAGUUAAUCAAUCCGAUACCGAUUGCUUCCAUUAUCCUACUCCGAAUGGAAUCCAAGUCAUCUUACCUGGACAAUGUGACCUUGGAAUACCCGUUCUGCAGGACUUCAAACCAGCUGAGUACUCUGGCACGUGGUACCAAAUCGAACGCUACCCUCAACUGUACGAGAACGGCACAUGUGUGGGCGCGCGAUACACACUCAAUGAGAACACUGGCGUUGUCACUGUUCUCAACUGGCAAGUCGUCGAUGGAGUCCUAGAUACGAUCGAAGGAACUGCUACUGUGAACUCCACCGACGGCAGCGCUAAGCUGAUUGUCAAUUUGCCGUCUCGUGAUGAAGAUGCCGAGGAUACACCCACGAAGUCGAUGGAACUAUAUGUCUUGACGACGGAUUACAUAUCCUAUUCAUUGGCAUACAGUUGUAUUAAUGUCGGACCAUACGAACGAGCUGUUGGUGUUUGGAAGCUUAGUCGUACACGAACAAUGACAGCCGACGGUGACGCCAAAAUAAACGCACACUUGGAAACGCGACAGGAGCUGCACCAGCCGUACUUCGUCCGCGUCGAACAGCAGGAUGACUGCGCCGAACCGAGUUCAGCUAAUUUAUUCAAAAGCAGUAUUAUAAUUAUAUUAAUAUGUAGUAUUAUGCAGCGCCUGUUAUAAUUAUUUUAAAGAUUAAGUACUUAAUUAAAAUGUGAUUGUUUUUCUCCCAUUUGUAUAUACAACUAUACAUGUAAAAUAUCAAAUAUCAGGUGAAUAUUAUUAAAUUUGUUUUUGAUUCAAUAACAGAUUCAAAAAAAUCGAAUAUGACAAACUUGUGAAGGUUAAAAAUGAU
Molecule: messenger RNA, 10523 nt
Organism: Vanessa atalanta (red admiral)
Lineage: Eukaryota; Metazoa; Arthropoda; Insecta; Lepidoptera; Nymphalidae
Gene: Chbp
Exons: 58
Coding region: 5-10351 (3448 amino acids)
Biological process (GO): symbiont-mediated perturbation of host defenses
Molecular function (GO): pigment binding
Source: RefSeq, a predicted model, not a curated record